CGGCGGGAGCCCGGAGCCCGGCGCCCCUAUGGGCCGCCUCGCCGCCGCCGCGCCACAGCUAUGACCCUGAGUACGGAGAUGUCCGAUGCCUCUGGCCUCGCCGAGGAGACAGACAUCGACGUGGUGGGGGAGGGCGAGGACGAAGACGACGAGGAAGAGGAGGACGACGACGAGGGCGGCGGUGGCGGGCCCCGGCUGGCUGUCCCCGCGCAGCGGCGGCGGCGGCGGCGCUCGUACGCCGGGGAAGACGAGCUAGAGGACCUGGAGGAGGAGGAGGACGACGAUGACAUCCUGCUGGCCCAGCGGACAGGGGGCUCCCCGGCACCCCCGGGCCCAGCCCCAGUGGCAGGGACCGGGGCCGGGGCCGGUGGCGGCGGCAGCGCGGGCGCGAGCGGCGGCGGGAGCGUGAGCUCGGGCGGAGGCGCCAAGAACCCCCUGGUGAAGCCGCCCUACUCGUACAUCGCGCUCAUCACCAUGGCCAUCCUGCAGAGCCCCAAGAAACGGCUGACGCUGAGCGAGAUCUGCGAGUUCAUCAGCGGCCGCUUCCCCUACUACCGGGAGAAGUUCCCCGCCUGGCAGAACAGCAUCCGCCACAAUCUCUCGCUCAACGACUGCUUCGUCAAGAUUCCCCGCGAACCCGGCAACCCCGGCAAAGGCAACUACUGGACGCUCGACCCUGAGUCCGCCGACAUGUUCGACAACGGCAGCUUCCUGCGCCGGAGGAAGCGCUUCAAGCGGCAGCCACUGCUCCCGCCCAACGCGGCCGCCGCCGAAUCGCUGCUGCUGCGCAGCGCGGGGGGCGCGGGGAGCGCAGGGGACCCCGCCGCCGCCGCCGCGCUCUUCCCACCCGCGCCCCCACCAGCCCCGCACGCCUAUGGCUACAGCCCCUACGGCUGCGGCUAUGGCCUGCAGCUGCCGCCCUACGCGCCGCCCUCGGCCCUCUUCGCCGCAGCCGCCGCUGCCGCCGCAGCCUUCCACCCGCACUCACCCCCGCCGCCCCCGCCGCCCCCGCCACCGCACGGUGCGGCGGCAGAGCUUGCCCGGACCGCCUUCGGCUACCGGCCGCACCCGCUCGGCGCCGCCCUGCCCGGCCCCCUGCAGGCCUCGGCGACCAAGGCGGGCGGCCCGGGAGCCUCAGCGCUGGCGCGCUCGCCCUUCUCCAUCGAGAGCAUCAUCGGGGGCAGCCUGGGCCCGGCCGCCGCCGCCGCAGCCGCCGCGCAGGCCGCCGUCACCGUGCAGGCCUCGCCCUCCCCCUCUCCGGGCACGCAGUCCGCGCCCGCGCCCGCAUCCGGCGGCGGCGGCGGCGGCGGCGGCGGCAGCUGCGGGGCUCAGGCGGCGGUGGGCCCGGCCGCCGCGCUCACCCGCUCCCUCGUGGCCGCCGCGGCCGCCGCCGCCUCCUCCGUCUCCUCGUCCGCCGCCCUGGGGACUCUGCACCAAGGGACUGCCCUGUCAAGUGUCGAGAACUUUACUGCUAGGAUCUCAAAUUGUUAAUAACGCUAUGUUAGCGCGCUUGAGAUGGAGAAGGUAGGAAUCCCGGCUCCUUUUUUCAUCUGGGUGGUUUUGUGUUUUGUUCCCGCCUCCCGACGCGGCCCCUGCCGACCUCGCGCCCCCAUUUUCGCCGUUUUGGAUUCUCUGAGGAGACUGUUCGGCAACUGGUUGGGCGCGCCUUUUGGCUCUGCAGGUUCCCCUGUUUCUGCAAAAUCGCCCUAUGCUGCAGUCCCCCAAUCUGGGGUGAGGAGGGAGAGGGUGCUGGUGGGGAUCCGCCCUCUCUAGGCACAAGAGGCUUCCAUGACUUUGGGAAAUUUAAAAAUUAAGCCUUUUUAAGGUCUAGAAAUUCUCAGGUCCAGGCGUUUAAAAAAAAUCAAUAAUACUCAACAGAAUAAUGAUACAAAAAUAGUAACGGUCCCGAAGAAUGGUUUUUAUUUGAGGACACUUGUCUGGUGUACUUUUUCAUGAAAAGAAAAAAAUGAUGCUCAUGUUUACACAAGGAAAAAGGUCAAAAUUAUCAUUUCUUAUUUUAACCUGUGUUUUGUAUCAUAACAGACAUGCGGAAUUUUAAUUUUGUACUUACUGCGUAUGCUUUACAAGGAGUAUUGUAAAUUUUACUGGCAAUUGUACUAUUCUAAUGUAAGAUUUUUACACUUUUUUUCAGAAAUAAAAUGCUUAAUUUUCAAAGAAAAACCACCAAAAGAAUUGGCUUUAGUCGUCCCCUUCUUAGUUUAUUUUCUUUUCCUUAAAA
Camelus dromedarius (Arabian camel) is the source of this 2239-nucleotide messenger RNA. It is a transcript of the gene FOXD1, whose product is annotated as forkhead box D1. The transcript has a single exon. Gene Ontology annotation, molecular function: DNA-binding transcription factor activity, RNA polymerase II-specific; RNA polymerase II cis-regulatory region sequence-specific DNA binding. Gene Ontology annotation, biological process: cell differentiation; regulation of transcription by RNA polymerase II; anatomical structure morphogenesis. Bases 61 to 1491 code for a protein of 476 amino acids. Lineage: Eukaryota; Metazoa; Chordata; Mammalia; Artiodactyla; Camelidae. The record is from RefSeq and is a predicted model, not a curated record.